This is a messenger RNA of Lodderomyces jiufengensis, 1899 nucleotides long. RefSeq names its product phosphopantothenoylcysteine decarboxylase complex subunit. NCBI's taxonomy places the organism in Eukaryota, Fungi, Ascomycota, Pichiomycetes, Serinales, Debaryomycetaceae. The coding region runs from base 1 to 1899 and encodes 632 amino acids. The transcript has a single exon. Gene Ontology annotation, biological process: coenzyme A biosynthetic process. Gene Ontology annotation, molecular function: phosphopantothenoylcysteine decarboxylase activity; FMN binding. Gene Ontology annotation, cellular component: phosphopantothenoylcysteine decarboxylase complex. The record is from RefSeq and is a predicted model, not a curated record.
AUGCCCUCAGAUCCAGCAAAUUCUUCCUCAACAAAAGAAAAGAAACUACAAUUACAAUCAAAAAAUGAUGAUAAAGAAAUGCCACCUUCUAUAUUAACAAAAAAUCCUUUACAACCAACUAAUUCAAAUUCUCAAGUUCAUCAAUUAAAACAUCCUGGUAUUUCACAAACUGGAUCAUUACAACUGUUACCAUUAAAUUCAAGAAUAAAUUCUUCAAAUAGUAUAAUACCUAAAACUUCAAAUGAUUCAAUGAUUCAUCAAGAAAAUCACCAUCAACAUCAUCAACAACAACAACAACAACUACCACAACAACAAUCACAAAACAAAAAGGAAAUUGUAAUGGCUGGUGGAGCUUAUCUAAAAGAUCAAAUAAAUUCUGAUUCAAAUUUAAUGACAUUGAAUUCACUAUCUACUCAAUCAUCACCGAAAAUUAAUAUUGAAGAUAAAAAUAAUUCAAAUUUCUCAUUAUCUUCAAAUUCACAACAACAAAAUCAUUUGAUUCUGCCACCAGAAGACCCACAACAUCAUAAAGCACCAUCAGUUCAUGCACAUUUUUAUGUAGAUGAAGCUGUAAAACCAAAUAAAUUAGGUAAUAGAUCAAGAAGUGGAUCAGCAUCAAAUCAUUCAAAUCCAAGUAAUCCAAAUUCUAGUAUAUCAAAUCAACAUCAACAAUUACCAGGUUUCUUGAGGGAAAGUAGUAAAAGUCAAGAAAGUCUUAAAGAUACAUCUGUAACAUCACUGAAAAAUCAAAUACCCACGAUAAAUAAUAUAUCAAGUAAUAGUAUCAGCAACAAUAAUAUUCUCGAAAAACCACCAUUAGGGAAUCAAAGAUCUUCAUACUUAAGUAAAAUGCAACUGUCUGAACAAAAUUCAAAUAUAGAUCCAAGAUUACCUCAAGAUGAUGGUAAAAUUCAUGUAUUAUUAGGAGUUUGUGGUGCCUUAUCAACUGGUAAAAUAAAAUUGAUUAUUAAUAAAUUAUUUGAGAUACAUACUCCAAAUAAAAUUGCAAUACAAUUAAUUUUAACAAAAUCAAGUGAAAAUUUUUUAUUACAAGAAAGUUUAAAUAUUUUAGAAAAUGUUAAAGGUGUUAGAGUAUGGAAAGAUAAUGAUGAAUGGACAACUUGGAAAUCAAGACUGGAUCCUGUAUUACAUAUUGAAUUAAGAAGAUGGGCUGAUAUUUUAGUUGUUUGUCCAUUAACUGCAAAUACUUUAUCAAAAAUAUCUUUAGGUAUAUGUGAUAACUUAUUAACAAAUGUUAUAAGAGCUUGGAAUACUUCAUAUCCAAUAUUAUUAGCUCCAGCAAUGGUAAGUUAUUCAUAUAAUGCUAUAACUACAAAAAGACAAUUAAGAUUAAUUGCAGAAGAAAUGCCAUGGAUUGAAGUUUUAAAACCUUCUGAGAAAGUUUUUGGUAGUUAUGGAGAUAUUGGAUUAGGUGGUAUGAUGGAUUGGAAUGAAAUUGUAAACAAAAUCGUUAUGAAAUUAGGUGGAUUUCCUGAAAUUGAAGAAGAAGAUGAGGAAGAUGAGGAAGAAGAAGAAGAAAAAAAGACAAGUAAAGAAAAUGAUGCCAAAAAUUUGUCGGAUAAAGAAAAAGAUUCAGCUAUUGCAGAUGAUGACGAUGAUGAAGAAGAAGAUCAAGAUGACGACGAUGAUGAUGAUGACGAUGAUGAUGAUGAUGACGAAGAUGACGACGAAGAGGAAUUUGAAGAUGAUGAACUAGAAAAAGAAGAAAUAGAUGAUAAUGAAGAUAGUCAAAUCCAAUUUAAAGUAAAAAGACCAAUCGAAAGUAUUAAUAAUAAUAGUAUCGACAAACCAAUAAAUUCGUCAUCAACGUCUAAUUCAAAACAUGAACAUGAACAACCCCAAUCAGUACAAUUAGAUUUAAGUUCUAAAAAAGUUUAA